AUGGCCUCGCUACCACGGCCUGCUGUCAGCGGCGAGAAGACCAUGACAGACGGAUGGCUGCACACUAAGGGCCUAUUCCUCUCGGUCUGGGCAUUGACGAGCCGCCGUAUGAGAGUCUUUGGCGCCUUCGUCCUCUUCCUUGGUUUCUCGGGAUGGCUGUCACUUCCCACGCUCAAGACGAUCACCGUACCGCAAAUCUCCCUCGAAUACGCACAUUCACCCUACAAUCAUUCCAAAGUCGCUCUUCUCGUGGAGAACCGACCCAAUCCGAUUCUUGCGCCAUUGAUGCUGCACUUCAUCUCCGUCGUGCCUCCCGACUGGCGCUUCCGCUUCAUGGGCUCUGUCGAAUCCGUAAAGGCUAUCAACGCGUCCAUGGCGAUUCGUGAGCAAGUUGCCGCCGGCAAGCUCGACCUGACGUACAUCCCUUCAAACAUGAGCACGGCUGGUCAAGAAAUGAUCAGUCGAUUCUUGACAACCCUCUGGCUGUACGAGACCGUUCUGCAGCCUGCCGAGUGGCUUCUCGUGUUCCAGACCGACAGUAUCCUCUGCGCCAAUAGCAAGCAGAACAUUAACGACUACCUCGAAUAUGACUGGAUUGGAGCCCCGUGGAACCCUGGCGGCAGGUGGGGUGGCAACGGUGGCCUCUCUAUCCGUCGUGUCAGCGCCAUGAUUGAUAUCCUCCGAAAUCAGAAGCGUGUAGAUGGAUCUGAGCCCGAGGAUGUCUGGCUCGCUGAGCGCCUUGCUCACCGACCCGGAAGCAAGGUCGCUAACGGCACUGUAUCAUUGACGUUCAGUGGCGAGAUGCACUCGGGUGAAGUUGCAAAGAUCAACAAAGGAGCAGAGAAAGAAAAACUAGCGGCCGCUGCAGAGGGUGAACUCGUCUCGGGCAUUGAUGACUCUCGAGAGGGCUUUUACGAGCCCAUGGGCUAUCACACCGGCGGCAGUGGCCUUUACCUUCACGGCGCCAUCUGGGGUACCCCGGCCCUACGCAAACACAUCUGGGACUACUGCCCUGAGGUCAAGCUUACGCUAGCUAUGGACGCAGCCAAAUAUGUCCCUGGCAAUUGCAAGGCCAAUUGGAAGAGAGGCCUUGAAGGUGUUGAGGCGGAAAGUAGCGGCAGAGAGUACGAAGAGCGAGCGGUAGAUUCACCAUACCCAUCCGGUACAGAGUCCAUUGAAGGAAGGGACUACCCGAUGUUGCCGCCUGGCCUGACGCCAUGGUGA
Colletotrichum orchidophilum is the source of this 1224-nucleotide messenger RNA. RefSeq lists its product as uncharacterized. NCBI's taxonomy places the organism in Eukaryota, Fungi, Ascomycota, Sordariomycetes, Glomerellales, Glomerellaceae. The transcript is spliced from 2 exons. Bases 1 to 1224 code for a protein of 407 amino acids. The record is from RefSeq and is a predicted model, not a curated record.